UCGAAGAACCACACUGAAACUGGUUCUGGCAUUCUUAAACCCUAGGGAGUUGGAGAUUUAGCACCGCUUUCGAUCUUCAUUGCUACAACUUCGUUCUCUCUGCCUGCAAUCAUCUUUGCCAGUGAUCGUCCGUCCGCAAUCACCAGUUUUGGACUUCCGUAUGUGUCUGAGAGAUUAUCAUUUAUGAAUCCUCCUCGCCCUUCUCCGGUCAAUUCGCUCCCUUGCUGUCCCGAUCAGGUCCAUAAGCAUGGAACCACUGAUUCUUCAGCUUUUCGACAGGUUAUUCAACCGAACCAGUUCCAAGGGAAUCCGAAUCCUACACAAACACAACCUCAAAAAUCAAAUCCCUUCAAUAAUAAUUACAACAGCCAUCUGGGCAACGGGCCUUUUCCCAUCGCCAACAGGCCAAUUUCAGUAUCUAUGGCUUCUCCAAAUAAUCCCAAUCUACAACUGCAGCAAAACGGUGUACCCUUUACCAACCUAUCUCACGUUGGACUGGUGAUGAAUCCAAUGCUCCAGCCCAACCAGUUUGCUCACAGUCCUUUUAACCUGCCUCAGUUUUUAGGCCAAAAUGCAGGUUUUCUAAACGGACAACUUGGUUUGCUGACCCAACUGCAGAACGUCAAUCAGUUAAUGCAAAUGCCGAUAUCCAGUUAUCCCCACGGUGUUCCAUGCAAUAUGCCUCUGUACCCGAAUCAAGUUUCCCAGGCUUUGGUUCCUCAAAAUCCCACUAUUCUCGCAAAUCCAUGGUUUGGUGUUACGAAUUGUAAUGCAUUUCUGCAGCCAAGCAACCAAGGGCAGCCAAAUUUCGUUAUGCCAGCUGUAGAUGCGAAUGCAACCAAGUCCCAUAAUGUUACUCGGCAGUUACAGGGGAACUCACCUCUACUACCUGCUUUUGGCUCGGUUCCUCCACAACAAAAUGCUACUCAGCAGUUUCAAGGGAACUCACCUCUACAUCCUGCUUUUGGCUCAGUUCCACCACAUCAAAAUGCUACUCAGCAGUUUCAAGGGAACUCACCUCUACCACCUGCUCUUGGCUCAGUUCCACCACAACAAAAUGCUACUCAGCAGUUACAAGGGAACUCACCUCUACCACUUGCUUUUGGCUCAGUUCCCCCACAACAAAUUCAGAUGAGUUUCCAACCUCCUGACAGUAAAAUGUCAAAGGGAAAUUGCAGAAAUGGUAGUGGGGUCAGUGGUCUGAAUGCCAAAUGGAAAGAUUCUCAAAACCGAAACUUCAAUAAGAAUCCCAAACGAGAUGCGUUGCAUAGGGAUAGGGGAUUUCCAAACGACAGCAAUAUGAAAAAUGUGAAGGGAAAGUAUGGGUUCCAUAAUAAAUAUGGAGGUAAUGGAUAUAGAAAUGACAGUGGAAGAAAAUCUGAGCUUGCUAAUUCUGCCAACCAAAAUCAGGUGCAACACAGGAGAUUUCCCUCCUUGAAUUAUACGGGGCAAGAAAUUCAAAAGUGGCGUGAAGAACGGAGAAAGAACUACCCCUCAAGAGCUAAUGUGGAGAAGAAGCUGGCAGAGAAGACAACAGAUCUGGAGGUUAAUGAUGAAUAUGCCAAGCUACGACGAAAGCAACUUAAAGAAAUUUUGGCGAAGCAGGCAGAGUUAGGUUGUGAAGUUGCUGAAAUCCCAUCCUACUAUCUUUCAGAUCCUGAGGAACAAGUGCAUGGGAAGAAAGAGAAUAAGGUGUUGGCUAAAAAGGAGUAUUUGCAAAAUAAGUUUAGAAAUGGACGAUUCUCUCAGAAUAAGCGGUUUAAGAAGCACAAGUUUGGAGAUCCUGGUUCAACUAAUACGCAUGAUCAAGGUGAGCCGUUAUUCAAGAAGCAGAAGUUAGUGGACAAUGACUCAUUAUGCAAUCGUUCUUUGGACAAAAGACAACCAACUCUAUUGCAGAAGCUUCUCAGUGCAAAUAUUAGGAGAGAUAGAAGUCGUUUGUUGCAGGUUUUUAGGUUCAUGGUGAUAAAUUCUUUCUUCAAAGACUGGCCUGAGAAGCCUCUGAGAUUUCCUUCAGUAAUAGUUAAAGAAGAAACAGGAUCCAAAGAGGUGGUUGAAGGAAAAACAGCGAGUUCACGGGAAUGUCUCUCUGGCAGCCAAGGCAGGACAACUGUUGAAGAACGUUGCCAUGUUAAUCAUAAUCACAGUGAUGAUGGUAAUGGUGAUGGUGAUGACAAUGGUGGCAAUAGAAAUAAUGAAUUUGGUUUGCAAGAGACAAAAGCUCGUUUAGGUAGCUUAGAGAAUGUUAAUGGAGGGCGAGUGGAGGAAUCUGGGGAAGAAGGAGAAAUUAUAGACUAGAAUCUCUCUCUCCCCCUCUGAUUGCAAGUGAAGUUUGCUACUUGAGAGGUUGCGAUGGAGCAUUUCAAGUUUAUAAUCGAUAGCAAAGUAGAGAAAGCUCGUCUUGCUGCAGAUGCAAGGCUUGGAAGAUAGUGAGUAGAAAUUGAUGAUGCAAUGCGACCUUAGUUGAUCAGCAUGCAUCCUAUGUACUGAUUCUACGAUCAAGUAGCAACUUUUUGCUACUAAAACCUCGCCAGUUUGACAGGGUGUACUGUCUUCCCAAGUUGGCUGAGAGUCUGCAAUGAGAAGGCCGGCACUCCCUCCUGUUCCGACUUGUCUAUAGGAGUAAACCCCUCUGUGUAGACAUGAAUCGAUCUCGAAAUCCAAAUGGUUUUCAUAACUCAUAACUCUUUUUCCACUUGGUCUUUGAGUUUAUUCUCUGCUUCCAUGCAUUUGUUUGGAUGCCCAUAUGGCUUUGUUUUUCUUCUACUAAGACUAGUAAGUUUUGGGCUCCUUUUUGGCAUGUAAAGUUACAAUAUAUGCCCUAAUCUUCCCUUACAUGGUUUUGUUGUUUGAUGCCUGAGUUUGAAGUCUUCCCUUAAAGGGGUGCUGUAAUGGGACAUUCUAAGGAGUCACCCCCCAUUUUAGUGCUGGUUUUACUGAGCAUGUUCCUCUUGGAGUUC
Messenger RNA from Diospyros lotus (date-plum), 2960 nucleotides. RefSeq lists its product as uncharacterized. The coding region runs from base 184 to 2298 and encodes 704 amino acids. Gene Ontology annotation, molecular function: RNA binding. The record is from RefSeq and is a predicted model, not a curated record. Gene Ontology annotation, biological process: box C/D snoRNP assembly. NCBI's taxonomy places the organism in Eukaryota, Viridiplantae, Streptophyta, Magnoliopsida, Ericales, Ebenaceae. The transcript has 8 exons. Gene Ontology annotation, cellular component: nucleus.